Trichomonas vaginalis G3 is the source of this 546-nucleotide messenger RNA. Its product is annotated as platelet formation protein family. Bases 1 to 546 code for a protein of 181 amino acids. Lineage: Eukaryota; Parabasalia; Trichomonadida; Trichomonadidae. The transcript has a single exon. The record is from RefSeq and is a predicted model, not a curated record.
AUGAUUAUUAAGUUUCCGAAUAAUUUUUCAUUCAGAGGUGUCCAAAUUGAGAAUUUCAAAUCAAAAGAAGAUAUUGUUCAGUACGCUUAUCCAUUACUCAGCAAAAUAAUCACAAUUAAGUCAUCAACAGUCAUUGCAGAGAAAAUAAUGCAAAUUUUACUUCCAACGAAAGGAACAUUUAGCAUGAUAUGUGAUUCAUUCAUCACAUUCCUUCUGACUACCAUCCAAACAUUGAACACAUCUCCACCACUUUCAUAUUCAUUAGGAAUUCGCCGCCUCAUUGCAACAAAUCAAGGAAUUCCAUGUGUUGAUUUCUUCAAAGAAUCAUCUAUUGUUUUUUGGAUGAAAGUUGACACAGUUCUUGCAUCACAAAUCAGUACACGAACAUCUAUAUUCAACACAUAUAUAGAUGACAUCGAAAUCUUAGAGCUUUAUAUUAUACAAAACAUUUUAUUCCUUGAUUUACAACAUUUCUAUCUCAAUUCGGAAUAUAUUUCCAGAACAAGCGAAGAUAGUGAGAGUAUACAGUUUAAAUUAAAUACAUGA